UGGAACUAGGCUCGCAGGGUCUCUCUGUCCCUCUCCCCCAUUCCUCCCCCGCCGCCGCCGCCGCCGCCGACGAAAAUGUUGGCGGCUCGCCGGCACGCCGCCUCCACCCCCGCUCCCCUCCUCCUCCGCCGCCUCUCCGCCCAGCCCAAGCCGCAGCCCAAGGCCGCUCCGCCUCCACCUCCUCCGCCCCCGCCGUCGGACGAGGGGGCCGCGGCGUGGGCCCGUCGCGCGGCCGCGCUCUCGCUGCUGGGGCUCACCGGCGCCGUCGCCGCCAGCGCCUUCAGCGACCUCUCCGUCUUCCUCUCCUGCUCCAGCCAGGCAAUGGAGAAGGCUACCAAGAACCAGCAGAUAGCGAGCGCGAUCGGCGAGCCCAUCAUGCGGGGACCCUGGUACAGCGCCUCCAUCGCCGUGAACCGCGCGAGGCGCUCCGUCUCCUGCACUUUCCCCGUGUCGGGGCCCCAGGGCGACGGUCUUCUCAAGUUCAAGGCCGUUCGAUUGGGAGAGGAAUCAUGGUUUCGGUUUCUACAGCGCAGCGACUGGGAGAUACUCAUAAUGGACGCCAUCCUUGACGUUCGUACCGAAGAUGGGAAGCGCCAGACAAUGAGGGUGACAGUCGCAGACAGCACGCCAGCUCCACCUCGACCACCAGCUGACUGCAGGUCAUGCAAGCCCCGGCCAACGCCGACGCCGAAGGCUACAGCGGUGCCGACGCCGACACCUACAGCGGUGCCACCUCCGACUCAGGAGAAGUGAUGAUCAUCUGGAGACAUUCUUUGGCCUGUAGUCUGAACAUAGCUAGCAUGGAGUGAUUGUUUUGCUAUGCCUCAUCCCUGAGAGUGAGAGAGAAAUAAAGUAGUGCACGCUGGACCAAGCAUGAGAUUGGUGGAUUAUUUUCUCAUGUACUGGCGCAUGAUACUAGUACAUCAUAGAAUAGGUUACACGGGUGUUUUGUUUCGCGGCGAGGCCAAUGCCGCGCAAUAUCUCACAAAACAAGACCUGGAGAGGCUAGCAACGGCAACAUUUUGACUAGAGCUCAAAUUCUUUUGUUGGUUCAUCAUUCAUUCAGGAUAUCUUUCGCUGCUUGCGGACUUGCAAUGCGGCUGUCUGUAAUACAUACGGACACACGUUAGAGAGCAUGCCAAAUUAUCAUUUAUGAGAUGGUUGUUCCAGAUUACACUGA
Messenger RNA from Triticum aestivum (bread wheat), 1180 nucleotides. RefSeq names its product cAMP-specific 3',5'-cyclic phosphodiesterase 4D. The transcript is spliced from 3 exons. The record is from RefSeq and is a predicted model, not a curated record. Lineage: Eukaryota; Viridiplantae; Streptophyta; Magnoliopsida; Poales; Poaceae. The coding region runs from base 76 to 753 and encodes 225 amino acids.